Messenger RNA from Panthera uncia (snow leopard), 3232 nucleotides. It is a transcript of the gene E2F8, whose product is annotated as E2F transcription factor 8. The record is from RefSeq and is a predicted model, not a curated record. The transcript is spliced from 10 exons. Gene Ontology annotation, cellular component: RNA polymerase II transcription regulator complex. Gene Ontology annotation, biological process: regulation of transcription by RNA polymerase II. The coding region runs from base 556 to 2646 and encodes 696 amino acids. NCBI's taxonomy places the organism in Eukaryota, Metazoa, Chordata, Mammalia, Carnivora, Felidae. Gene Ontology annotation, molecular function: DNA-binding transcription factor activity, RNA polymerase II-specific; RNA polymerase II cis-regulatory region sequence-specific DNA binding.
GUGUGUGUGUGUGUGUGUGUGUGUGUGUGUGUGUAGGAGCAGGGAGGAGUAGCUAUUACAGAAGUGCCAGCAAUGUGAAGCAUCGACACCCACAGACUUAUUAGCCUGCUUCGGAGCACAGGACUCCAUGAAAUAUAGCACUAGGAAUCCUGAGCCUUUGACUUAUUUCAGCACAAGCCUCCUCUUUCGAUCUGCCACGCACGUGGUUUACACUGGCUCCCACUUUUCUACCCCCAGUUUUGCAGCUCUUGAAGCUAAGUGUGUUAGCCAUCGAGGGCAGAUGACCCUAAUAAAUCUGUCCAACUCUAUUUCCGAUUCAGACAUGACUUACCUCUUCUUUUGUAGGAACACUUAUCUGGAGAUGAAUAUGAGAAAUCCCAACCAAGUCGAAAAGAAAAAAGUUUAGGAUUGUUGUGUCAUAAGUUCUUAGCACGAUACCCUAACUACCCCAACCCUGCUGUGAACAAUGACAUCUGUCUUGAUGAAGUAGCUGAAGAACUUAAUGUUGAGCGGCGACGCAUUUACGAUAUCGUGAAUGUCCUAGAGAGUUUACACAUGGUGAGCCGCCUGGCCAAAAACAGAUACACUUGGCACGGGCGACAUAAUCUCCACAAAACCCUGGGGACUUUGAAAAGCGUCGGGGAAGAGAACAAGUAUGCCGAGCAGAUUAUGAUGAUCAAGAAGAAAGAAUACGAACAAGAGUUUGACUUUGGUAAGACCAUCAGCCUAGAGGAUCAUAUCAUCAAAUCGAACACCGGCCAGAAUGGACACGCGGACAUGUGUUUUGUUGAACUCCCUGGAGUGGAAUUUCGGGCAGCUUCUGUAAACAGCCGCAAAGAUAAGUCUCUAAGAGUGAUGAGCCAGAAGUUUGUGAUGCUGUUUCUGGUGUCGACGCCUCAGAUAGUAAGCCUAGAAAUUGCUGCCAAGAUUCUAAUUGGGGAAGACCACGUGGAAGAUUUGGAUAAAAGCAAGUUUAAAACAAAAAUUAGGAGGUUGUAUGAUAUAGCUAAUGUCCUGAGUAGCCUGAAUCUUAUCAAGAAAGUUCAUGUUACGGAAGAAAGGGGCCGAAAACCAGCUUUUAAAUGGACAGGCCCAGAAAUCAGUCCAAAUCCCAGUGGACGUGGCCAAGUCCUUCCUUUCCCCCAUUCCGAUCUAGAAGUGAAGCGGCCUUCAAAAGACAACUGUGCCAAAAACCUCUUUUCCACGCGUGGGAAACCAAACUUCACUCGACACCCAUCUCUGAUCAAACUGGUUAAGAGCAUAGAAAGUGACCGAAGAAAGAUAAAUUCUGCUCCCAGUAGCCCCAUCAAGACAAGCAAAGCUGAGAGCGCUCAGAAUCCGGCACCCUUCCCAAGUAAAAUGGCUCAGCUCGCAGCUAUUUGCAAAAUGCAGUUAGAAGAACAGUCAAGCGAACCCAGCAAGAAAGCGAAGGGACAGCUGGAAAGAUGUGGGCACUGCAAACCAAUGUCUCCUCUGCACACCCCAGCAAACGCUGAGCUGGAACUGACGGCCCCGCCCCUCAUCCAGCCCCUGGGGGUGGUCCCCCUCAUCCCCAGCCCAUUAUCACCUGCAGUGCCCAUGAUCCUACCUCAGGCCCCUUCAGGCCCAUCCUAUGCCAUCUACCUGCAGCCUGCCCAUGCCCAGACCGUGACGCCACCCCAAGGCCUGAGCCCGACAGUCUGCCCCGCCCCCUCUUCUAAAGCUACAAGAUCAAAAGACUCCACAGAUGCCACCACCGAGAAGGCAGCCAAUGACGCCACCAAAUCUGGUGCCUCCACCAGGCCUGGAAGCUUGCAGCCAGUGCCUGAGAGACCAGGUGCGAAGAACCGAGACAAGGAGCCUGCUGGAGAAAGAGGCUCAAAGAGGGCAAGCAUGCUCGAGGACAGUGGUUCCAAAAAGAAAUUUAAAGAGGACCUGAAAGGACUUGACAGUGUCUCCACAGCCUUGUUCCCAUCAGGAUACCUAAUCCCUCUCACCCAGUGCUCAUCCCUGGGGGCAGAGUCUAUUCUGUCUAGUAAAGAAAACUCAAGUACACUUUCCCCAAACCACAGGAUCUACAGCUCCCCAAUCACAGGUGUCAUUCCAGUGACAUCAUCCGAACUCACUGCUGUUAAUUUUCCCUCUUUUCACGUAACACCUUUGAAGCUAAUGGUCUCACCAACUUCCGUGGCAGCUGUACCUGUCGGGAACAGCCCGGCUCUCACUUCGAGCCACCCCAUUCCCGGCCAGAACCCGAGCUCAGCCAUUGUAAACUUCACAUUGCAGCACUUGGGACUCAUCUCCCCCAGUGUGCAGGUGUCUGCCAGCCCCGGAGCCGUUCCUGUGUCUCCAAGAAUAGACCCUGUUAGUGUUGUACCAGAAAAUGCAGGUACUCAGCAAGGAAGGGCCACCAGGUACGACUCUCCAGUCCCCGGCCAGAACCAACCAAGUGGACAAUCAGUUGCUGCGACAGGGGCACAACAGCCUGUUCCUGUGACACCCAAAGGGUCACAGUCAGUGGCCGAAAGUUUCUUCCGUACCCCAGGCGGACCAAUGAAGCCAAUGGGCCUAUCCUGCAUGGAUUUCGAUGGUGCUAAUAAAACCUCUGUGGGAACUCUCUUUGUCCCACAGCGAAAACUGGAAGUCUCGACAGAGGAUGUCCAUUAAUUGACAGAUCUGGCUUCAUUUAAUUUUCUAAAGAGUUGUUUAAUGAGAAGAUAUAAUCAGACUGAUUUGGAGAACAUAUUCUCUAAAAAUAUUGUAAAUAUGUUGGGGGUUUACUUAAUUUCAAAGCAGACACUUGUUUCUCUACACACACACACACACACACACACACACAUAUAUUUGUACUAAGCCAAUUUCAGCCAUCAGUCCUAUCAGAUAAAAGCAAAAAGUUGAACCUCAGGUAUAUUAACUGCCGGGGCAGGGGGGGAGGGGGGGAAGGAUUCAUUGUCUCAGCUGUGCCUAUGCUAUUAUGCAAAGUAACUAUAUUAAAGUUGACUUCCCUUUGAGUGAAUAUGUGACAUGCCCAACGCCGCAUCGUCUUCAACUUUGCACAAUGAAAAUGCUGUGAUGUAUAAUGUUGUAUUUUUAAAUAGGAGGGCUAUAGCUGUAUUUUUUGUAAUUUCUUUAAUCUGUUCUUGUUGCAGUGUGUCCUUUUGUAAAGUUUGCAACAAUCCUCAAUCAAGUCUAUGGAAAAAUUAUUUAUAAACUGUAUUUUUAAUCAUAAAUUGUUCAAAUUAAAACUUUUCUA